Molecule: messenger RNA, 1181 nt
Organism: Pseudovirgaria hyperparasitica
Lineage: Eukaryota; Fungi; Ascomycota; Dothideomycetes; Acrospermales; Acrospermaceae
Product: NAD(P)-binding protein
Exons: 2
Coding region: 104-1171 (355 amino acids)
Biological process (GO): NADPH regeneration
Cellular component (GO): cytoplasm
Molecular function (GO): oxidoreductase activity; nucleotide binding
Source: RefSeq, a predicted model, not a curated record
CCAAGGUCUUCUUACAUCAUCACUAUUUACAAAUCACUGAUACUCUCGUUGUAAAGGCCAACGUUCCCAUCCACCACCAUCUCGAAGUUUCACAGUCCACUCAAUGGCACCUCGACGUCUCAAGGUUGCCUGCUCCGGCCUCGGCCGCAUGGGUUCUCGCCAUGCCCUCCAUUUCCUCAAUCGCACACCCCGAGCAGAGCUCGUAGCAGCCUGGACACCAGAUGAGAAAGAGCUGGCAUGGGCCAAGCAGAACCUUGAGCCCUAUGGCACCACACUUUACACUAAUUACGAAGAGAUGCUCAAGCAUCCAGGCCUUGAAGCUGUUGUGAUUGCCACGGUGACUACUGCGCACGCUCAGCAAGCCAUACAGGCCAUCGAGGCAGAAAAGCAUGUGCUUUGCGAGAAGCCGCUGAGUACGAGCGUCGAGAUUUCACAGACUGUUGUUGACGCUGCGGCUAAGAAGCCUCAUCUGAAAGUCAUGUGUGGCUUCUCCCGCCGCUUCGACGACUCCUACCGGGACGCCUUUGAGCGCAUGGACUCGGGCGCCAUCGGUCGCCCUACGAUCGUCAGGUCGCAAACGUGCGACAUGUACAAUCCGACGCCGUUUUUUGUUGAGUACUCCCAGUUCUCAGGAGGUAUCUUCGUGGACUGCAAUGUGCACGAUAUUGACCUUGCAUUAUGGUUCUUCGGCCAGGACUCGCAAGUCAAGAGCGUCGCUGCGUUUGGUGUCACGGCUAUCGAGCCCGACUUGAAGAAGUACGGAGACGUUGAUAACGGUGUUGGUGUGGUGGAGUUCUAUGGCGGCAAGAUUGCGUACUUCUACUCAUCGCGCAUGAACGCGCCGGGCCAGCACGAUGAGACGGAGAUUAUCGGCACCAAGGGGAAACUGGCUAUCAAUACGCGUCCGCAGAACAAUUUGCUGGAGGUGCAUGAGGCGAACGGUAUCCGACGUGAGAUUCCUUUGACAUACUAUGGUCGAUUCGAGAAUGCGUUUGUGAAGGAGGCAAAUGAGUUCACGGCGGCAUGUCUAGAUAACAACAAGCUUCCAUUUAAGCUGAGCGGAGCUGUACAGGCAGUCGUAAUUGGAUGUGCUCUUCAGGAGAGUCUGAGAAGUGGGAGGAAGAUCUUUUUCGACGAGACUGGCAAGCAAGUGGAGCAGGCGAAGUUAUAGAUAAUGGCAG